This is a messenger RNA of Syngnathoides biaculeatus (alligator pipefish), 2852 nucleotides long. It is a transcript of the gene smarcal1, whose product is annotated as SWI/SNF related, matrix associated, actin dependent regulator of chromatin, subfamily a-like 1. The transcript is spliced from 17 exons. NCBI's taxonomy places the organism in Eukaryota, Metazoa, Chordata, Actinopteri, Syngnathiformes, Syngnathidae. Gene Ontology annotation, cellular component: nuclear replication fork. Gene Ontology annotation, molecular function: ATP binding; ATP-dependent chromatin remodeler activity. The record is from RefSeq and is a predicted model, not a curated record. The coding region runs from base 32 to 2518 and encodes 828 amino acids. Gene Ontology annotation, biological process: DNA repair; replication fork processing.
GGGUGGGGUGGGGGGGGGGGGGGCAUCCAUCAUGUCGACGACGCUGACUCCCGAGCAGCAUCGAAUGAUUGAGGAGAACAGACGGAAAGCUUUGGAGAGGAGAGCUCAGAGGCUCGGGCAGAACGCGCCCAGUCAACCGGACCGUGGCGCUGUAUCGGCACCGAAGCAGUUUUUUCCGCCCAUCAAGAAAGAAGCGAACGUCACCGAUCACCACAACAAAGGCACGAUUUUUGGCAAAGGAGGCUUAGCGACGCCACGGACUUCGGGCGGAGAUGCCCCGCCUGCAGCCAAGCGUCAACACGUAAACCAGCCUUUCACUAGCGCUGACAGCAGCACUAGUAGUCCAAAAGCGCCGGAGCACAUAAGUAAGCAGCCCUCUGCUGGGGGCGCAGCACUCGGGUCCUUCUAUAAACAACCAAACAAACCCUCGUCAGACUGUCCAACAUUAAAGGCUGUGCCCGCUAAGAAGGCCGCGAUAGCCACUUGGGGCAAAUGCGUGCCGCACACUGACGGACGCUUCAGGGUGGAGGUGGGCUAUCACGCUGAGCUCGUCGCUGCUUUUAAAUCCAUCCCAUCCAAGACAUAUGACCCUGGCAACAAGACAUGGAGCUUCAGCAUGGAAGAUUACCAACAGCUUAUGACCCAAGUAGCUUCCAUCCCCUCAGUGUCUUUGAGGCCCCUGGAGGGGGCGGAGUCGUCGGACUUGGCGGCGGCAGCGACCGGCCGAGCUCAAGAUGGUCCGGCGCUGCCCGCUCUGCUGAGGCUGUGCAACGGCUGGCAGAAACCGGGGGCCGAGGUCCAGGGCCAUUGCGUCCUGGUGUCGCCCUCCAGAUUUGAGAUUGAUAUCGGUUACCAUGUCGACGUGAUUGCAGCGUUCAAGCAAAUGCCGACAAAAAUCUACGACAUGAAAACAAGGAAGUGGAGCUUUUCACUGCAGGACUACAAGAGACUGAUGGGGCUCCUCGGUGGGAUAGCAACCGUGGAGGUGGAGCCUCUUCCUCGGGCGGUGGUCCAGGCUUUCGCUGCCAACUUUGAAGGGCCCCAAGCCAAGAACUCGGACAUCCCUGAGGCCGACUUGUCCUGCGUCGACCCUGCGAUCAUAAGCAGCCUCAUGCCCUUCCAGAUGGAAGGAGUCAGUUACGCAGUGUCGAAACAAGGCCGCCUGCUCCUGGCUGACGACAUGGGCCUGGGGAAAACCGUGCAGGCCAUCUGCAUCGCCGCCUACUACAGGAAGGAGUGGCCCGUACUAGUUGUGACUCCGUCCUCUGUGCGCUUUACCUGGGCAGAGUCCUUCCGUCGCUGGCUUCCAUCGUUGAGUCCCGACAGCAUCAACGUGGUGGUGAAGGCCAAAGACAACCUCCGGGCGGGGCUGGUCAACAUCAUCAGCUACGACCUCCUCAGCAGAAUUGACAAACAGCUGCCAGCGAAGCCCUUCAACAUCCUCAUCAUGGAUGAAUCUCACUUCCUAAAGAACAUAAAGACGGCUCGCUGUAAAGCUGCUUUGCCGCUGUCAAAGACCGCCAAGAGGGUCAUUCUCUUGUCGGGGACCCCCGCCAUGUCCAGACCCUCUGAGCUUUACACGCAGAUCCUUGCUGUCAGACCCACACUCUUCCCGCGAUUCCACGAUUUUGGGUUGCGCUACUGCGCUGCGAAACAGCUCGCCUGGGGUUGGGACUACUCAGGUUCCUCCCAUCUAGGCGAACUAAAGCUGCUGCUGUCCGAGUGUCUGAUGCUGCGGCGGCUGAAGUCCGACGUCCUCUCGCAGCUUCCCUCCAAACAACGCAAGGUCGUCACGGUGACCAUCGACGGGAUCAGCAACCGAACCAAAGCGGCUCUGUCGUCGGCUGCCGUAGAGUUAGCCAGAGGACAUCAAAAUAAAAAGGAUGAAAGAGACGCCCUCCUCAUUUUUUACAACCACACAGCUGAAGCCAAGCUCCAAGCCAUUACGGAGUACAUCACUGACAUGCUGGAGUGUGGGAGGGACAAGUUCCUUGUGUUUGCCCAUCACAAGUUAGUCCUGGAUCACAUCACUAGUGAACUAGCGAAGAAGGACGUGUCAUUCAUCCGCAUCGACGGAUCCACGGCGUCGAGUGAGCGCCAGCGUCUGUGCGACAAGUUUCAGCAUUCGGGCAAGACGUGCGUGGCCGUUCUGUCCAUCACCGCCGCCAACAUGGGCCUGACGCUGCACGCCGCCGACCUGGUCAUCUUCGCCGAACUGUUCUGGAACCCCGGAGUCCUUAUCCAGGCCGAAGACCGGGUCCAUCGCAUCGGUCAAACCAACAACGUGAACGUUCACUACUUGGUCGCUAGGGGAACAGCCGACGAUCACCUGUGGCCAAUGAUCCAAGGGAAAAUGCAAGUGUUGGAAAAGGUCGGCCUGUCCGAGUCAAACCUCUCAGCCGACGCGGUGACGGCUCAUUUCCACCUUAAGGAUCCCAGUCAGAGGAGCAUCGCCGAGAUGUUCGCGAGGUCUUUCAAUGAGGACGACGACGACGACGCGGAGGCAGGAGGCCAGUAAGGAGAUUUCACUUUUAUGUUAAGGGGGGGAAAAAAGUUCAUGUGACUGAUAAAAGACUUGAGAAAGAGUUGCAUCUUUUUACUCCUUAGAGAAAAUACAAAAUACAUCUGUAUAAUAAUUCAAAACCAGGCUGAAUACUGUAAUGUGACAAUUUGUUGUUGACAUUUGCUCCAAUUUUAAACAUGAUAAAGAGAAGUUCUGUUCCAGGGGGCAUUUUCAGGUUGACAACUGUGAAUCUUCUUUGACUUGUUAAGCUGGACUGUGAGGAUUUGAUUCGUGUGUGUCACCUAAGUCGGAAGGAGAAAAUAAGGUCAAUAAAGUCAUUUUAUCGUCA